GUCUCUUAUUUUUUAAACUGAAACAGGAAAUACAUAAUAUCGUAUUUAGUUUUGCUUUGUACCUUCACACCGUCGUUCAAACCAAGGGAUCUCAUGGCAGACCUCGGUAUCAAAAGUGGGGACACGGUGCUGUUAGUGUGGGAUCAGCCCUCAUCGCCUGCGGCUUUAAAAGACUUUGCAGAGGAAGUUGGCGCGGUGGUUGGUGCAGAUGGCAGAGUGUCAGUGGAGAACAUGGAGCGACUUUUGCUGUCCGCCCACGCAGCUUCCAGCUUCGACUUUGUGCUCUCUAGUCUGCUGGCUGAUGGCGCCUCUAUCCACAGCUCUGAGUGUCUGGCAGAGAUGGCCAGAGUGCUGAAACCUGGUGGGAAGCUAAUUCUGGAUGAACCCGUCACAGAAGUAAAUGUACACAACAUGAGGAGUGAAGAGAAGCUGACGUCGGCUCUCAAGUUAUCAGGCUUGAUGUCGGUCGCACAGGUGAAUAAAGCACAACUGAGUCCAGAGGCUUUGAAUGCCCUUCAGACAGCUACUGGUUACCAAGGCAACACACUGUCAAAAGUACGCAUAUCUGCAACCAAACCAAACUUUGAGGUUGGUUCGACUACUUCAAUCAAGCUGUCUUUCGGGAAAAGGACUCCUCAGCCAGCAGAGAAACCACCUCUGGAUCCCAACACUGUGAAAAUGUGGACGCUGUCAGCCAAUGACAUGAAUGAUGGCGAUGUGGAUCUAGUAGACUCUGAUGCUCUGCUCGAUGAGGAGGACUUCAAGAAGCCUGACCCGGCGUCGCUCAAAGCUCCCACCUGUGGGGAAGGAGCAGGCAAGAAGAAGAAAGCCUGCAAGAACUGUACUUGUGGUCUCGCUGAGGAACUGGAUCAAGAGAAUAAAGGACAACCGAAAACAAAUCUACCAAAGUCUGCCUGUGGAAGUUGUUACCUCGGCGACGCAUUCCGGUGUGCCAGUUGUCCUUACAUUGGCAUGCCAGCGUUUAAACCAGGAGAGAAGAUCGUGUUGGAGAAGUUCACGUUGACGGACGCUUGAAGCUUCAAUUCCUGACACACACGCUCCUCAACUUGAAAGAUCCUUCAGCCAACGUUCCAUUGAGAUGUUUUCCGUCUUUCUUUGGUUGCUAGUGGUAAAAGUGUUGUACAAAGCAUAUUUCAACUUCUGUUAAUUUCCAUCUGUUUAUAACAACUUUACUUGCUAUAAACAUUAAGUAGGGCUAUAAUUGAAUUUCUGUCCGCAUGGAAGGAAUCAUUGCUACCAACUUCUUAACCUAUUAAAGCACAGGUGUCAUCAAUGAA
Molecule: messenger RNA, 1298 nt
Organism: Nerophis lumbriciformis (worm pipefish)
Lineage: Eukaryota; Metazoa; Chordata; Actinopteri; Syngnathiformes; Syngnathidae
Gene: ciapin1
Product: cytokine induced apoptosis inhibitor 1
Biological process (GO): iron-sulfur cluster assembly
Cellular component (GO): cytoplasm
Molecular function (GO): iron-sulfur cluster binding
Source: RefSeq, a predicted model, not a curated record